AUGGCGCCACUUGGACCGCCGGUGAUCCCGAUGGCCGGCGGCGCCGGAACGCCGGCGAGGCCCGUCGUAAUGGUCAUGCCUCCUGUAGUGACCGUGCCGCCAGGUGGCGUCAGAGCACCGUCGGCAGCCGUUAUGAGACCGGGCGUCCCAUUCGUGCAGAUGCCGGUGCAGGUUCCCGAACUAGAACCAAUCCCGGGAUGCCCCCCAGGACUCGAGUACCUGACGCGCAUCGACCAGAUACUCGUGCACCAGCAGCUCCAGCUUCUGGAAAUGCUGGUGCCGUACGAGCAACAGAACAAGUACGUCGUCAAGAACACCAUGGGCCAGUUCAUUUUCAUGGCGAACGAAGAGAGCGACCUGGCGAGCCGCUGCUGUCUGGGCAGCUGUCGUCCCUUCGAGAUGGCCCUGCUCGACUACCGCAGCGUCGAAGUGAUGCGCCUCUACCGGCCGCUUCGCUGCGACAGCUGCCUAUGCUUUUGCUGCCUGCAGGUGAUGGACGUUCACGCACCUCCGGGCACCAUCAUCGGCUCACUGCGGCAAGAGUGCACCGUCGUCUUCCCGCUGUUCUCGGUGCUGGACAGCAGGGGCAACGUGGUGCUCCAGAUCCAGGGGCCCUUCUGCACGACGGCCGCGCUGUGCAACGACAUCGUCUUCGACAUCACCACCAGGGACGGCAAGACGAAGAUCGGCCAGAUAACGAAGAACUGGUCGGGACUUCUUCGCGAGGCCUUCACCGACAUCGACAACUUCACGGUGGUCUUCCCCAUCGACCUGGACGUCCGGAUGAAGGCCGUGCUGCUCGGCGCGGCCUUCUUGAUUGAUUUCAUAUACUUUGAGACCGGCGCGAGUGGCCCCAUCGGUGGUACUGAUCUUCCCGGCAACGUCUUCAAUUAG
Molecule: messenger RNA, 894 nt
Organism: Rhipicephalus microplus (southern cattle tick)
Lineage: Eukaryota; Metazoa; Arthropoda; Arachnida; Ixodida; Ixodidae
Product: phospholipid scramblase 2
Biological process (GO): plasma membrane phospholipid scrambling
Cellular component (GO): plasma membrane
Molecular function (GO): phospholipid scramblase activity
Source: RefSeq, a predicted model, not a curated record